Artibeus jamaicensis (Jamaican fruit-eating bat) is the source of this 2368-nucleotide messenger RNA. It is a transcript of the gene BET1, whose product is annotated as Bet1 golgi vesicular membrane trafficking protein. Gene Ontology annotation, biological process: vesicle fusion with Golgi apparatus; endoplasmic reticulum to Golgi vesicle-mediated transport. Gene Ontology annotation, molecular function: SNAP receptor activity. The transcript has 4 exons. The record is from RefSeq and is a predicted model, not a curated record. NCBI's taxonomy places the organism in Eukaryota, Metazoa, Chordata, Mammalia, Chiroptera, Phyllostomidae. Gene Ontology annotation, cellular component: SNARE complex; Golgi trans cisterna. The coding region runs from base 133 to 423 and encodes 96 amino acids.
CACUCAUCCGCUGUCGUGGCGCUUUUGGGGAAGAAGUUUUGCUGGGCCCUGGUCCUGAAGUCGUGGUGCGCGUGACCCCUGGCUCCUUUCCACCCACCCCUCUGCCCGCCUUUCCCUCCCUCUUCUUGCAGGAUGAGGCGUGCAGGCCUGGGUGAAGGAGCACCCCCUGGCAACUAUGGCUAUGCUAAUAGUGGGUAUAGUGCCUGUGAAGAAGAAAAUGACAGACUCACUGAAAGUCUGAGACACAAAGUAACUGCUAUAAAGUCUCUUUCCAUUGAAAUAGGCCAUGAAGUUAAAAGUCAAAAUAAAUUCUUAGCUGAAAUGAAGAGAAGGGAAGGAGAGAGGGAGAGAAACAUCAAUGUAUGGUUGCCUUUCAUGCGUCCCCUGCAGGGAACCGGCCUGCAACCCCGGUAUGUGCCCUGACUGGGAAUCGAACCAUAAUUGUCUGGUGUGCAGGCCCGCACUCAAUCCACUGAGCUACACCAGGCAGGGCCUUUUCAUUUUUUUAAAAAUUAUUUUAUUGUUAAAGUACAGUUGUCUGCAUUUAGCCCUCACUAGUCACCCCCUCCCCAGCCAUCCCCACCUCCCUCCCCUGAUUCCACAGCCCCCUUGGUUUUGUCCAUGUGUUCUUUACAGUUGUUCCUGAAAACCCUUCUCCGUCCCCGCAUUAACCCCUCCCACCUCCCCUCUGGUUACUGUCAGAUUGUUCUUAAUUUCAUUGUCCUGGUUAUAUUUUGCUUGCUUGUUAGUUUUUCUUUUGCUUGAUAUCCUAAGGAUCACUUGUGAACAAAUCAGUAGGAUUUGAACUAGUAAUAUUGUAAAACCUCUUAUCUCUAAACAAUCUCAGCAAUAUAUACCUUUUCUUCUGCAAGCCUCUUUUCAUUCUUUAGUGUUUACUUUGGAUACCAAACUUGUCCAGGCUUUCUCCAGUUUUAUCACAUGCUUUUAAAAUUGUCCCAUUCAUCAACAACCAUGCCUAAAACAAAAGCAAACUAAGAGGACAGCUAGAUCAGGAGCAGAUCCACAGAAAUGGAGAUCACUUGGAGGGUUAGCAACAGGGGAGUCGGAGGAGGGGAAGCGGAGAAGGUACAGAGAAUAAGUAGCAUAGAUGGUGGGGAGAAAAUCAACUGGGGGAGGGCAAGAAUAGUAUGGGAAAUGUAGAAGCUAAAGAACUUGUGACACAUGGACAUGAACUAAAGGGAGGGAAUGUGGGGGCAUGGGGUGUGCAGGGUGGAGAGGAAUGAAGGGGUGGAAAGACAAUUGUAAUGGUAUAAUGGAUAAAAUAUAUAUUUUAAAAAUAAAUAAAAUUGUCCUAUUCAAAACUGAGACCAGCACUGAUGGCCGUGCUCCUGUGAAGGCUGCACUAACAUUAGAGUCCCGUGGGGGGCUGUCUGAAGAUUCCGAUGCCUGGUUCUCACUCUGUUCUCAUCCAGAGUUUCAGGGGGAAGGACCUAGGUAUGUGCAUUUUUAAAAAAGCAUCACAAGUGAUUCUGAUACAUAACCUGCUGAGGACCACAGAUGCAUAAAGUACUUGAGCUCCCUGGAACCCAGGCAGUGCAAAGACUUGUGCUAACCCCGGGCCUUUACAUCUCAGGACGUUGAGUUUCCUGGGAAAGUGCGGGUCUAAUCCAUUCCUAGUCCUCAUCAUCAGGACUUGAACAGCUAUGUUUUAACGUGGUAGUUUUCCGCAUCUGUGCUUGUAGUUUUUACUAACUUUUACCGCUUCUACAUAAUACUCUCAUAACUUUUGAUAGACUCUACAUUAAAGGCAGCUAUUUAAAUGAAAGGGUCUUAAAAGUAAAGGUACAUUUAACUGCUAAACAACCAUAUGACAUUUUGGAUGAAUUGCUGUACCUGGAAGCAUAACCGUUUGACUGGAGAGCAGCAAAAACGUGGUUAAAGACCGAUGUCCUGCAGUGCCGAGCUGGGGAGGUCCUGGCCAGGCGGGAGGGUCAGAUCUUGUUGUCCUCCCAGCCCUUCAACCUCCACCAAAGGCCCUCAGUAAAAUGGUUUGAUCACUCUCCUCCCCAAAAUGGGGAAAAACCUGUACGAUAGUAGACAAACUGCUUGAUUGUUAAUGUCUUUUUAAUCCACAUAAUUGGAAUAAGACAUAAAUUGUUUGGGACUUUUGAAUCACUCUGGGGCUAAAAGAAGUGUUUAUUGGGUAAUGACAGAGCUUUUUAUUCAUUGAGAGAAUUACUCAGUUUUGCAUGGAGUAAUCAGGCUGAUUACCCAAGUUAUAAAAAGGCUCCUGAGUUGAUUAAACACUAAAAAUGUCAUGAAAAAUGUAUCCUAAUAACAAUAUAUCCAGUUACUUAAAUGUGCAUGUGUAGAGUAUUAGAAUUUAAAUGUUAAAAUUUAUUUUGUU